Molecule: messenger RNA, 252 nt
Organism: Sphaeroforma arctica JP610
Lineage: Eukaryota; Ichthyosporea; Ichthyophonida
Exons: 1
Source: RefSeq, a predicted model, not a curated record
UAUAUUUCUGGCAAUUAUAUUGUCACAAGUAUAUUCUCAUGCGUAUAUUGUCACAAGUAUAUUUUUACAAGUAUAUUAUCGCGAGUAUUUUCUUACAAGUUUAUCCUGGCAAAUAUAUUCUCACAAGUAUAUUCUUGCGAGUAUAUUCGGGCAAGUAUAUUCUUGUAAGAAUAUUGUCACAAUUAUAUUGCCACGCGUAUAUUCCCACAAGUAUAUUCUCACAAGUAUUUUCUGGCAAGUAUAUUCUCACUA